Molecule: messenger RNA, 1342 nt
Organism: Phyllostomus hastatus (greater spear-nosed bat)
Lineage: Eukaryota; Metazoa; Chordata; Mammalia; Chiroptera; Phyllostomidae
Gene: ZNF32
Product: zinc finger protein 32
Exons: 4
Coding region: 345-1166 (273 amino acids)
Biological process (GO): regulation of transcription by RNA polymerase II
Molecular function (GO): DNA-binding transcription factor activity; RNA polymerase II cis-regulatory region sequence-specific DNA binding
Source: RefSeq, a predicted model, not a curated record
GAGUAACAGCAAUCAGUUGCUUCCUACGUGCACACCAACCAGGGAUGGAACCCCCAACCAGGGGGAAUUCGAGAGGAGAGCUACAGCCAUUUCCAUUGUAGAACCAAGCAUGAAGGCUGAAUGUUGACUUUUAUAGAUUCUGAAUUCCUUUGGAGGCUAUUCAAAGAGCAGAUGGCUAGAUGGGGGAAGAAACUGGAAGAUUCUAAUCACGUGCCAAGGCUAAGGAACAAACAGAAGUGCCCGUUAUCUUAGAGACUGGCCAGAAAAGACAGAGGUGCUCAAGAACAGCCUGUGGAUGCAUUAUAUGAAGAGGUGGUGAUUAAGGUCAUACAGCAGGAGUGGACAUGUUUGGCUUUCCAUCAGCUACCCUGCUGGACUGUCAUGGAAGAUAUGCACAGAAUGUAGCAUUUUUCAAUGUGAUGACAGAGGCCCACAACAAAUAUGAUCACUCUGAGGCCACAGGAUCCUCAAGCUUGGAUUUCCAGAAUUCUUUCAGAAGAGAGAAGCUGGAACAAAAAUCCCCAGAUUUUAAGACACUACAGGAAGAUCCACCUGGAGUGAAACAGAGGGUCUAUGAGUGCCAGGAAUGUGGAAAAUCCUUCAGGCAAAAGGGUAGUCUAACAUUACAUGAGAGAAUCCACACUGGUCAAAAGCCCUUUGAGUGUACCCAUUGUGGAAAAAGCUUCAGGGCCAAAGGCAAUCUUGUUACACAUCAGCGAAUACACACAGGAGAGAAGCCCUAUCAGUGCAAGGAGUGUGGGAAAAGCUUUAGUCAACGAGGUAGUCUGGCUGUUCAUGAAAGACUCCACACUGGACAGAAACCCUAUGAAUGUGCUAUUUGUCAGAGAAGUUUCAGGAACCAGAGUAACCUUGCUGUUCAUAGAAGAGUUCAUAGUGGUGAGAAGCCCUAUAGAUGUGAUCAGUGUGGAAAAGCCUUCAGUCAGAAAGGAAGCUUAAUUGUUCACAUCAGAGUCCACACAGGCCUGAAACCAUAUGCCUGCGUACAAUGCAGGAAGAGUUUCCAUACCAGGGGAAAUUGUAUCCUACAUGGCAAAAUCCACACAGGAGAGACACCAUAUCUAUGUGGCCAAUGUGGGAAAAGCUUCACUCAGAGAGGAAGUUUGGCAGUGCACCAGCGAACCUGCUCACAAAGGCUCACCCUUUAACCACAUUCUUCAAAGAGAACUCUAUGAAUUAAGAGUACGAAAUCAGCUGAGAUCAAGCAGCCUAUCCAAUUCUAUGGACUGAAAGGAGACUCUCAGAAAGACCAUCACUGGGUAGGACAAACUGACUUUUCUUUUUUCCAAAUGAGUAUGAAAAAUAAAUGUCUUAUUUAUCCUCA